AUGGCAAUGUGGAUGCUGUCGAAUUUUGUCCCCACAAUUCAUUCCAGCAUGUGCUUGCAGCCUCCACGUACACACUACAAGAGGGUUAUGAGCCUAAACGAACUGGAAGCAUCUCUCUUUUUAAUGUUGAUAUCUGAGGUUGGUAAUCUUGACUUGGCCUAUAGAGCUGAGACUGCCGGGGUUUUUGAUAUAAAGUGGAACCCGGUUGUUGGUGAUACGUUACCCUUACUUGCUCUAGCAGAUGCUGAUGGUUACUUGAGAAUUCAUAGGCUUGGAUGUUGUUUAAAUGGAUCUGAAGUACCUGGGCAUUGUUUGGAAGAUGUUUGGAGUGAGCAUGUUAGUUCAUCCAUGUGUUUAUGUCUAGAAUGGGACCCUUCAGGCUCAUCAGUCACCGUGGGAUCUGAUGAUUGUAAGUUUAGCUGCUGGGAUUUGCGUGAUGACUCUUCGAAUAUGGUUUUCCAGAAUUCCAAGGUUCAUGAAAUGGGAAUUUGUUGUAUCACAAAAAACCCUAGUGAUACUAAUACUCUACUUACCGGAAGUUACGACGAGCACCUGAGGGUGUGGGGUUUGAGAUCAAUGUUGAGGCCUAUUAACGAAACAUCGAUUGUGGUGAAGACCAAAGGCGAUGAGCCUGAGGUAAUUGAAAGGUAUGGAAAACACGGUUCACUUGCAUACGGUGCAGAUUGGCAUAGGGGGAAGUUUACAGGGAAAGGGAAAAAAGGAAAUAGGGCUCUUGUGGCCACUUGCUCAUUUUAUGACCGACUCCUUCGAGUUUGGAUGCCUGAGUGUGACUUAACAUUAUUUGAUUGA
Messenger RNA from Oldenlandia corymbosa var. corymbosa, 810 nucleotides. Lineage: Eukaryota; Viridiplantae; Streptophyta; Magnoliopsida; Gentianales; Rubiaceae. The record is from the annotation of a GenBank genome assembly.